AUGCCUCCUUGCCAAGCGCUGCGACUGACCCUCAUCGCUGUCUAUGGCCAGCUCCGGUACCAUGCCAUCGGGGUGCUGCUGUUGAUCGGGCAGCUGCGCGACCGCUCGCCAGCCGAGGCAGCCACCCAGCCGAUUGAUCACCAUGCCAUUGUGAACGCCUCAUCGGCCAUUUAUAGUGCCACGGCCGACAUUCACCAGUGGAUUUCGUGCUUGAAGCUGGCUGCCUGGCUGACCGGGCGCUUUGCUGAGCUGCACAACCGGCAGCCGGGGUUCUUCUUCCGGCUGUCGACGCGCAGCCCAAAGGACGCGGCCAUGAACCGGACGGGCUUCUCCGCAACCGAGCAAGCCAUCGGCCGCCUCCUCCGGAGGUACUACCCGGUGGCCCUGGGACUCGAAGCGUCGGCCAGUGUGGAGACCCAUGUUGGCCAGGUGUCGCAGCACCUCGCGGCCAUCCAACACCUGCUGGCUCGCACCCCGGCCGAUGUCCUCACUCUCCUGGUCGACAGCAAGCGGCUCAUGUACGAUGUGCGCGAGAAUGAGCUCCUCUGGGAGGCGCGCCAUCCCUGGUAUCAGAGUCUGUCGGACUCCGGACUCCUGCUGGCCCUGCGCGAGUGGCAGCCCAUCUGCCCCGAUUUGGAGCUCCGCCUCUUCGUGCGCUCCGGCGUGGUGACGGCCAUUUGCCCGACGGUGGCGUACUGUGUCUUCCCCUGGCGGCCGGCAUCCGCCUGGGAAGCCAUGGCUCGUAGUGCGAUGGCUUACUUUUCGGAUGUCCUCCGGGCACGCUUGCCGGUGGCAGACUGCAUCAUCGACGUGGCCUUCAUUCCCGGGAUGGAUGAGGACAGCGCCGCCUCUCGCACGGUACACCUGUCUGCCAGCCCCGGGCACCAACUAAUGUCCUUGCUGCUGGAGGGAGGGUCUGCUCCGACGACACUGCCGGCCGAGCUGGCCCCUCUCAACGAGGUGGCCCUGCGUCCGCUUGUGGUUGAGGUGAAUGCCUUUGGCUCGCUUCUCAGUGACAGUCUCUUCUGCUGGGAUAAGGACCAGGAUCUGCUGUACUGUGGCCCGGUCGAGCUUCGUUGUCGCGUGCUGGAGGAUGUCCCGCACGGCCUGCCUCUGGACGUGGUCCAUACUGUUCAACUUACCUAG
Fonticula alba is the source of this 1146-nucleotide messenger RNA. RefSeq lists its product as hypothetical. The transcript is spliced from 7 exons. Lineage: Eukaryota; Rotosphaerida; Fonticulaceae. Bases 1 to 1146 code for a protein of 381 amino acids. The record is from RefSeq and is a predicted model, not a curated record.